GCUCAUUCUAAAUGUGUUUGUGGCGAGUUACUUCCUGUACGUGUUUCCUCUUCAACAACAUUUAAAAGCAGUACAUCCUUCAAGACUCAAAGCACUGUCUGCUGUCCAUCAGUCAUCAUGAAUCUAAUAACAGCAUUUCUGCUAAUGAUCCUCACAGGACAUAGCACAUGUGAGUAUGUGCAGAAACUCUCCUGCCCCUAUGAGAACAAGACUCAGAACAGGCUCAGGGUGUGGUGCAAAAGAGAAGCCAAUGAUCAAAACUGCUGUUCGGGCUUCUCAUUCCUGUCAGGCGCCAAGGUUUUGGAGCAAGGCAACAUAGCUGUGGAGGAUGAUGGAAAGUCAUUCACUGUCUCCAUAAAGACAUUGACACAAGGGGAUGGAGUGUACUGGUGUGGGUUGGUGACUGAAGGCAAGGUCAUCAUUAAACUGGCCGAAGAUUACUUUACCGAUGCUCCAUUUAACUUUGUUUGGUCCAUCCUCCGCUGGAUUUUCUUUAUUUGCCUCCUUAUGAUGACUAUAUCAACUCACAUUUACUCCAACAUGAAACAUGGAGAUACAAAGACAGCAUAAGCAGAUAAGCCUACAUGAUGUCUGAUGCCAAAGAAAAGCGGAGGAAGAAUGAGGCAGUCACAUUUCUUGAAGAUAUGAACAUCGUUGAACCCAAGCCGUCGAGUGUAAAUGUAGCUACAGUUUCUGUUGUUGUUAUUAAUAAAUUAAAUUAAAUUAUUUUUAAGAAAGGCUCACACGAAAGCAGAUAUUAGCAUGGAUUCAUUAUGUUUAAUUUGUUUUGUAAA
This is a messenger RNA of Carassius carassius (crucian carp), 794 nucleotides long. Its product is annotated as CMRF35-like molecule 6. Lineage: Eukaryota; Metazoa; Chordata; Actinopteri; Cypriniformes; Cyprinidae. The record is from RefSeq and is a predicted model, not a curated record. The transcript is spliced from 5 exons. The coding region runs from base 118 to 570 and encodes 150 amino acids.